GCGCGCUUCCUGCCGGUUCGUUCAAGGGCGGGGCUUCCGCCUGGACCGAGGAGGGAGCGUUCACCUGCCGCGCAGGAGUAACUUUUCCGUAUUUGCUGUCCAGCUGUAGUCAACGCGAAAGCGUAGCGUCGAGAGUUUUCUGAUUCUCUUUGCACAAGCAUCUUCUCUGCGGUCGUACAGGCAGUGACUGGGUCAUGCCGAACUCGCGGUCCAGGCCUCGCCGGGGCGCGGGGAAUGGCGCUGGCACUGCAGGCCGGGACGAGUUGGUGUCGCGGUCCUUGCAGAGCGCAGAGCAUUGUCUGGGCACCCAGGACUUUGGCACUGCUUAUGCCCAUUACCUCCUGGUGCUCAGCCUGGCGCCGGAGCUGAAAGAGGACGUGAAGGAAACUUUCCAGUAUACACUCUUGAGAUGGGCUGAAGAGCUGGAUGCACUCAAUCGAACACAAGACUUGCUUGGUUGCUAUGAGCAGGCCUUGGAACUUUUUCCUGAUGAUGAAGUAAUUUGCAAUAGUAUGGGGGAACAUCUCUUCAGAAUGGGCUUUAGAGAUGAAGCAGCUGGGUAUUUUCAUAAAGCAGUGAAACUAAACCCUGAUUUCAAUGAUGCAAAGGAGAAUUUUUAUCGUGUUGCAAACUGGCUGGUGGAACGCUGGCACUUUAUCAUGCUUAAUGACACCAAAAGGAAUAUGAUUUAUAAUGCAGCAAUCCAAAAGGCAGUAUGCUCAGGGUUUAAAAAUGUUUUGGACAUUGGAGCAGGAACUGGAAUUCUGAGCAUGUUUGCUAAAAAAGCUGGAGCACACUCUGUGUAUGCCUGUGAGUUAUCUAAAACCAUGUAUGAACUUGCCUGUGAUGUAGUGGCUGCAAACAAGAUGGAAGCAGGAAUAAAACUCCUACAUAUGAAGUCACUUGACAUAGAAAUUCCAAAACACAUUCCUGAAAGAGUGUCCCUAGUUGUAACCGAAACUGUCGAUGCAGGUUUAUUUGGAGAAGGAAUUGUGGAGAGUUUGAUUCAUGCUUGGGAGCAUUUACUUUUGCAGCCAAAGACCAAAGGUGAAAAUAGUAAUUGUGAUAAGUAUGGGAAAGUUAUACCAGCAAGUGCUAUCAUAUAUGGGAUGGCAGUAGAAUGUGCAGAGAUAAGAAGACAUCAUAGAGUGGGCCUUAAGGAAAUAGUUGGUAUCCAUUUGCCAAUAAAUGUGAAAUUUCAGAGUCCAGCUUAUUCUUCUGUAGAUACUGAAGAAACAGUUGAACCUUAUACAACUGAAAAGAUGAGUCGAGUUCCUGGAGGAUAUUUGGCUUUAACGGAAAGUUUUGAAAUUAUGAAAGUAGAUUUCAACAAUCUUCAGGAAUUAAAAAGUCUUGCAACUAAAAAACCUGAUCCAAUUAGUAUUCCUGUUGUUAAAGAAGGCACACUAGAUGCUAUUGUGGUUUGGUUUGUGCUUCAACUUGAUGAUGAACACAGUUUAUCCACAAGUCCUAGUGAGGAAACGUGUUGGGAACAGGCUGUUUAUCCUGUGCAGGACCUUCCAGACUACUGGAUGAAGCCUGGGGAUCAUGUGACUAUGGCAGUGUCUUGUCAAGACUGUUAUCUAAGAAUCCAAAGUAUCAAUAUUUUGGGUUUGGAACAAGAAAUGGAAGUUACAAAAAGUUUUACUAAGACUACAGACUUACUGUCUUUAGGAAAUGAGGCUGAACUCUGUAGUGCCCUGGCUAAUCUUCAGACCAGCAAACCAGAUGCUGGAGAGCAAAUAUGUGUAUUGGAAUCCUCAGAAAUUGCUUUGCUUAAUAACAUCCCAUAUCAUGAAGGCUUUAAAAUGGCAAUGAAGAAGGUGUUCUCUUCAUUGACUCCAGAAAAACUGUGUCAGGUAAUGGAUCCUCACUAUCAGGAUAAUGAAAUGAGCUGUGGAACUGGAAGGCAUAACACCAUGCAGAGCACCCCUGAACCUUUCUAUGUGUUAGAUGUGUCUGAAGGCUUCUCUAUUCUGCCUAUAAUUGCUGGCACACUUGGGCAGGUUAAGCCUUACAGUUCUGUGGAGAAAGACCAGCAUCGUAUUGCUCUGGACCUCAUAUCUGAAGCCAGUCACUUUCCUAAAGAAACCCUUGAAUUUUGGCUGAGACAUGUGGAGGAUGAAUCUGCUGUGUUGCAAAGACCCAAAUCAGACAAGUUGUGGAGCAUAAUCAUACUGGAUGUCAUUGAGCCAUCUGGGCUCAUUCAGCAGGAAAUAAUGGAAAAAGCUGCAAUAUCAAGGUGUUUACUACAGUCUGGAGGCAAGAUCUUUCCUCAGUAUGUUCUGAUGUUUGGGCUGCUGGUGGAAUCACAAACAUUAGUGGAAGAGAAUGCUGUUCAAGGACUGGAACGCACCCUUGGGUUAAAUAUAGCACCUUUUAUUAACCAGUUUCAGGUGCCUAUCCGUGUAUUUUUGGACCUGUCUUCAUUGCCCUGUACACCUUUAAGCAAGCCAGUGGAACUCUUAAGACUAGAUUUAAUGACUCCAUAUUUGAACACCUCCAACAGAGAAGUGAAGGUACGCAUUUGUAAAUCUGGACAAGUGACUGCUAUUCCAUUUUGGUACCAUAUGUACCUUGAUGAAGAGAUUAGGUUGGACACUUCAAGUGAAGCCUCCCACUGGAAACAGGCUGCAGUUGUGUUAGAUAAUCCCAUCCAGGUUGAAAUGGGAGAGGAACUUGUUCUUAGUGUUGAGCACCAUAAAAGCAAUGUCAGCAUCACAGUGAAGCAGUGAGGAGAAUUUUUGUAGUGAAAAUUGUUUAGAGUAUCACCACAAAGUUCUUGUCUGAAUUAGUGGGAUUGUAAUCAUAAAGUGGGUACAUAAAAUUUAACUCCUUGUAAUUUUUAAAAUAUAACAUUAAUAAAGCACAUUUUAAAAGAUCAUAAAAAAUAGCAUUAUUUUAAAACUUGUUGCACACUUGCUUUCAGGAAAAGGACACAUCAUUAGUUUUUUUAAAAUUUAGGUACUUUAGUUUUACUUGAUUUUAUAUGGAUUUCUUUUUGUGUGUGUGGUACUGGGGUUGAACCCAAAGGCACUUUACCACUGAACUGUAUCCCCAUCCCUUUUUUAUUUUUAAAUUUUGAGACAGGGUCUCUCUAAGUUGCUGAGGUUGGCUUUGAACUUAAAAUCUUGUCACAGCCCCCUGAAUUGCUGGGAAUAGAUAUUUACUCCACUGUACCUAGCAAUUUAAUAGAUUUUAAGUCUUGUCCGUUUUGUCAUGUGUCUGUAAGUAAAGCAAACUUUUAAUUUUUUAGGCAUCUUACAUUUAGAAAACAUCUAAAAGUAGGCUUCCACUGAAGACUUAGGGUUAUGGUUACCUGUAAACCCCUUGCUUCUUUUAAAUACUCAAAUGUAUUUAAAAUGUACAUGAAUUAAGGAAUAAAUUUUCCCCCACUUUGGCAAAGAAAAAUUAAAAAGCUGAUAACAAAACAAAGUUUAAGGAUUAAACCUAAACUAGUACUAGUUUAAUCCUAAAUUAGUACUUUUCAGUUUUGAUUUGGAUACUCAAUAAGAAAUAUAAUAAUUCUUCCCAUUUUUAGACUUUUGAAAUAGGGAACUUAUUGUCAUGCUUUAUAAGAAAGGCACAAAGAUGAUUCUUUGUACAAAACUAUUAUUAUACUCAUAGCUUUUUUUAAGUUAAAUUUUAUUGUGUGUAUUUAAGAUACACAACAGAUUUUAGGACAAAGAUAGUAAAGAGUUACAGUAAAGUAAAUUAACAUACAUCAUUUCAGUUACCUAGUUUUUAUUUUUGUGGCAAGAGCAGCUUAGAUCUCAUAUAGCAUGAUUCCCACAUUUUAUUACCUGCUAUCCUAUAUUGAACAUUAGCUCUCUAGACUUAGGCAUUCUGUGUGUCUGCUGUGUCCUCUGACUUACAUUUCCCCCAUUUGCUGCCCACUUGCACUGCCCUUUGUCCACUAUUGUUUCAUUCUGUAUCUCUGUAUAUUUGAAUUUUCAAAUGGCAAGGUGUUAUUCUUUUUAAGGGCUGAAUACAACUCUUACAUAAAUCCACCAGUUUCUUUAUUCAUCCAUGCACAGGUAAUUAGGUUGUUUCCAUCACUUGGCUAUUGUGAUACUGCUGAUUGAUGAGCAUAGAUUUGCAGGUGUCUCUAUGGCGGUGAUUUUAUUUCCUUCGGGUAUAUGCUGAGAAGAGGGAUUGCUGGGUCACAUAGUUUCAUUUUAAAUCUCUUCAGAAACCUCCAUAUGUUUUCCAUAAUGGCUGUACCAAUCUGCAUUCCCAAGAGUGUACAACUCCCUGUUCUCCAUAACUUUGUCAGCAUGUUAUCUUUUGACCUUUUGAAAACAGCCAUCCUAACAGGUAACAGGUGAGUGUUGGUACCUUAGUGGUUUUGAGUUGCAUUUCCUUAAUGAUAUGAAGAACCUUUUCAUGUACUUGUUGGCUGUUUUCAUGUCUUCUGUGUAGCUAUAUCUAUUCAGACCUUUUGCCCAUUUUUAAUAGGAUUAUUUUUCUACCAUUGAGUUGUUUGACAUUUUAGAUGUUAACCCCUAUUAGAUAUAUUCUUUGCAGAUAUUCUUUCCCCUUCUGUAGGCUGCCAUUAUAUUUUGAUUAUUCCUUUGCUGUGCAGCUUUUUAGCUUGAUGUACAGUUGUCCCUCGGUAGGGGAUAGGGUCCAGGAUCACCCACACAAACCAGAGUAUUAUGUCAAAUAGUGCAGUAUUUGUAUAUUUCCUGUAUACAUCCUUCCUUACACUUUAAAUCAUCUCUAGUUCAUUUAUAAUACCUAAUACAGUGUAAGCAUUAUUUAGUUCUUACACAGCAUAAAUAUUGUACACAGUAGUAGUUAUACCAUUUUGUUCAGGGAAUGAUGGCAAGUAUGUGUUCAAUAUAGAUCUAGAGUUGAUAAGAAUCUAUAGAUGGAGAAUAUGUGAAUUGAAGGGCCUCUUGCAGUUCCAUUUACUUAUUUUUGCUUUGGGGGCCUAAACUUUUGGUAUGAUGUUCAAAAAGUCAUGGAGCUGUCUUUGUUCUUUCAAGAGUUUUAUACUUGCUGGUUUUACAUUUACAUUUCCUACGCAUUUAAAAUUUUUGUGUCUGGUAUAAGAAAGAUUCCAGUUUCAUCCUUUGCUUGUGUAAAUUCAGUUUUCUCAGCACAAUUUAUUGAGAAGACUGUCCUUUUCCCAUUGUGUCAUCUUGGUGCUCUUGUCAACAAUUAUUUAUGGUCUCUCUGUUCUGUUCCACUGGUCUGAGUGUCUGUUUUUAUGCCCAUCCCGUACUGUUUUGAUUACUACAGCUUUGCAUUUUUCUUUUUAAAUUGGUUCUCAUAAUGUUGCCCAGGCUGAUCUUGAACUCCUGGGCUCAGGUGAUCCUCCUGCCUCAGCCUCCUGAGUAAGCUGGGACUAUAGUCAUGAGCCUCUGCACCUCGCUUGUAAUACAAUUUUAAAUCAGGAAAUGUAAUGACUCCAAUUUUUUCUUACUUGGAAUUGUUUUUUCUAUUUGGGGUCUUUUGUGUUUCCAUGUUAAUCUUAGGCUUUUUUUUUUUUUAAGAAGGCUACUGGAUUUUGAUAGGAAUUACAUUACAUAGGGUAUCUUUCCAUUUGUUUACAUCUUCAAUUUCUUUCAUCAAUGUAUUAUAGUUUUUCAGAUCCCUGGUUAAUUUACCUCUUAAGUAUUUUGAUACUAUCAUAAAUGGAAUUGUUUUCUUGUUUUUCAGUUAAGCCAUUAUUUGUGUAUAAAAAUGUUGCUGGGUUUUGUAUCUUGCUCAUUUAUUCUGAUCCUGUUUUGUGGAAUCUUUGAGGUUUUUAAUACAUUACCCAACUUUCUUUCAAUAGAAAUGUUUAAUUUAUAAUAGUGGACAGAAUGAAGACUUUGUACCUGAAUUACUUUUAUGAAAUAUACACAUAUGAAUGUGUGCAUGUGUGUAUAUAUAAAGCAAAGGGUUUGAAGCAAAAGUUUUGAGAAACAACUCAUCUUUGAUAUUUGCAAGAUACUACCAUGCCACUUUCUUUUUAUAGUAUAAACAUGACUAGCAAUUAGAGAAACUGCAUACUAAAUAAAAAAUUUCUCCCAAAUAACACCUACAAGUCUUUUAAGUAUGGUUUAAUGAAUAAUCAAGAUCAUUCAGCCAAGAUUUACAUUUGCUGCCACUUUUAAUAGCACUGAGGAAAAACUUGUUUCACUUUUUUGCUCUGUGCCUCUAAUCAAAAAAUUUUUGUUAAAGCAUUAGGUUUUAAAGAAUGAGAGACAUAAAAAGUUGCAGAAAAUAAAUGAUAAACUCUUCUUUAUUGAAAGACAUUCAGUUGGGAAGUAGAGAAAUAAUUGUUAGGUAAGCUUAUAUGGCACAUGAUUAUGAUUAAGUUCCACUAAUUUCUGAAUUUAUGCUUUCUGUCCAGAGCAUUGUAUUCAUGCAGCAGUAGUAGGAAGCACUGAUUUUUAAAUUUUCCUCAUUUAGGUCCAUCCUCUUGAUAAUGCAGUGUAACAUCAGGAGCAUUUUAGCUGUAGUCAUUUUCUACCAUUUGAGUAUUGAUGUUCUAGUGUUGAGAAAUCAAGUCUAAGUCUAGGAAAUUUAGACUGAUUAUUUGUGAUAUACAAAACUCACGUGUAUAAAUCCUGUAGUUGUACUUGGUUUUCACCUGUGUUUAUGUUGAAAUUUUCCAUCAUUCAUGGCUUGUCCCAAGCACAAAAUCCUGAGCCAAGGGACACCAGGCUCAGGCUUAGAAUAACAUGGUUGUAGCAGUUUGCUUCUGCACACUGUUCAGGAGUCCACAGAUUUACCUAAAGGCUCUUUUUUUUUCUCUUCUGUAGCAUCAUUAAGUAUUUCCUCACAUAUCUUAGCUGUAGUAGGUGUAGUCUGUGGAGUCACAGUGUGUCCAAAACCUUGGUAGUGACCCAUGGGUGAAGGUGGCAUAGAAGAGGCAACAGAAAUUGCAUCUUGUGAUGAUGAAGAUAACAAGCUUGUGUGUUCAUUUUGAUCUUGAUCCUCAGGAAAAAAUUUUUUCCUAGGAUGUCCCCUGACUGUCCGUCCUUUGAAGUAAUACAAAAGUUUUCACAUUAGCCAAAAGGUAUUUUAGCCAUUAUAAAGCUUACCAUUAUAAAAAGAAGCUCCCCACUACCCCCUGUUUACCUCCCCUCCCCAAUUUGAAGGGCUUGUACUUUAUUACUGCUUUAAAUAUUUGUUUGUUUCAUUUCUUAAAUAACUAGUAAAUGGCCUAGGUAGGAGAAAUAGAGUAAUCUACUUCUUCAGAAGAAUUAAGUCACUGGUACUUACCAACAUGCCUCACUUGUUCAGAAAUAUCAUCUCUGAUAUCUGAAACAUCCCACAUGGCAAGGAAGGAAUCAAAGCAUGAGCCCUCUUCUGCUUCUUGGACAUAUGGUUUAUAGGAGAAUGUGUAGUGAUGAGCAAUAGCAGCAAGGAACAUCUCAAUACAGAUAAUAAAGUCCUAUAACAACAACAGCAACAAAAUUAGCAUCAUUGUACUUAAAUCUAGUUUUCUAAAUUGCUAUUAUUCUCCAAGUACUUUUCAAAAGUACGUUAAGUGUCAACAGUUUUUUUCCCCCAUAUUAUAUCCAUUUUUCCACUUUUCAAACAACACUAUCUCAAUCAAGUACUUUAGCAGCAAAGAACACUGUGUUCUCAAUACAUCACCCAAGGACUAAGAGGGAAACUACAGAAAGAUGUGAACUAGGAAGAUCAAAAACCAGGUUUUAUUUCUGGUUGUUACAAAUGAGUAGUUACAGCUGAUUUCUCUAGGGUUUCCUCACCUGUUGAGUGAAGAUAAUAGUUAUGGCCCCAUAGUCUGCAUGUUGUCAUGUUUAGUGAGAUUAUAUAUAUAAACACUUAACAAAUAGUGAAGUUCUAUUGAGUUCAGAGACCAAGCAUUACUUACCUGGAGUCCUGUGGCCACGGCUUCUACUGUUUGCCAUUCCCACGUAUGCUUUUCAGAAAUAACGCCAACUUUUACCAACAAAGCAAUAACUACUGCUUGCCUAUAUGUUAGGAAAAGGUAAACGCCAAAUCUAUAUCAAGCAUAAAAUGAGCAGUUGUUUUAAAAAUAUUCCAUUUAAAAAAGCUAAAAUCCCAGUGUAACUUGUGGACCACCACCCCCUGCCUGCACAGCAUAUUCCUCAAUAAACUAUAUUAAAUAUACUUAUUUCCUUUAUGGAUUCACUCUUCAAUUACACAGUUUCAUCUGAUGAAUUUUGAUUAUGUAUUCUCAGAACUUUAGUACUUGGUUUACAUAUUUUUUUUUGCUUUGAAAGUAUGUACAAAUAAUUAGAUUUUAAGUUCUUUCUAUACAUAGAUGGUGAUUAACACCUUGUAAAAUAGGCACUUAAGAUGAAAUAAAGGACACUCAAA
Messenger RNA from Sciurus carolinensis (gray squirrel), 8310 nucleotides. It is a transcript of the gene Prmt9, whose product is annotated as protein arginine methyltransferase 9. Lineage: Eukaryota; Metazoa; Chordata; Mammalia; Rodentia; Sciuridae. The record is from RefSeq and is a predicted model, not a curated record. Gene Ontology annotation, biological process: peptidyl-arginine methylation. Gene Ontology annotation, molecular function: protein binding; protein-arginine omega-N monomethyltransferase activity. The coding region runs from base 195 to 2735 and encodes 846 amino acids. The transcript is spliced from 12 exons.